AUGUUAUUCCGUCGAUUCUAAUUAGCUUCAUUAUUCUAGAGUGCAUACGCCACCUGGUACUAAGUAUCUCGUAACCAAGCCUAUCGAUAUCAAAGAUGAAGUUUUAUUAUUAGAACCUGAUUCCUUAAAAAUGUUGGGAGGAAAUGUGCAAGAACUGGUGCAGGCCUGGAAAGCUGGAAAGGUGAGAAAGAGAACAAAAAAGAACCUGGGCUUUUGGAAACAAAUGACUGAGUCCUUUUGAUGUUUCUUCUUCGAAUAGAAUUCUUCAAAAAGGAACAGAACAAGAAAGUCAAAAAAGCCAGAAGAUGGUUCUAUUGGAACGGAACCAUCAGAUCUGAAUGGCCCUCCAACACUUAAAAUUAAGGUUAGUAAAAAAGUAAAACAAGAAGCUACUGAUACUGAAAAGAGAUCUAAUAUGUUCUUUGAACAGGCUAAUCCAAGCAGAGGGAAUGAAAAAACAAAUAAGCUGGAUGUAGCAAAAAAUAAAGAAAUGGCAAAGCCGAAAGUAAAUAGAAAAAAGACAAAGAAUGAAGACAAUAGAAAGAUGAAUGGUGAAAUUACCACUACGCCUGCUACAGCAGUAGAUUGUAAUCCCGAUAAUGCAGAAACGAUCGAUAAACCAUCAAUAACAGUUGAUGGAAACAAAAAUGAAAUGGAUAAAGACAAAAGUGAAAAAAGACCUGAAAUGAAAAAGACGGCAGAAGAGCAACAGCAGGAAAAUAGUGCUGAUAAUGUAAAAACAGUGAAGAGCAGCACUCAAAAAGUUAAAAGAAAGACAAAGACGACAGAUGCAGUUAAGAAGGUAAAUGCGUCAUUAGCAGUAGCCGUCGAACCACCGAAAGUUAGCAAGAGUGAAAACAUCGAAGAAAACCCUGACCAGAAAAAUGAUCAAUCUGUCACCGAGAAUGUUGCUCUUGAAGCUGAUACUGUCACUAAAGAUGAAACUAUUGUUGUAGAGCAGAACAAUCAAAAGAAGACGGUGGCAGUUGCUGAGAAUAAUAAAACUGAAGCAAAGAGUAAAGAAGAGAAUGACGGAUCAAAGCCAAAGAAAGCUAAGAGAAGAAGCCGUAAAGAAAAAACUGAUAGCAGCAAACGCAACAAGGAAGCUAGUACAGAUGAUAAUAAACAAUCGCGUAGUGAUGCAAAAGACCAGCAAUUACAACAGCCAUCGUCCGACAAAUCAGAUGAUGAUUUCGAUAUUAAUCAAAUCAUCAACAGCAGAAGAAACAAAAAGAAGCCUCAAACGAGGGAAGUGAAAAAGAAGUAUUCCCCAAUAAGUCGUAUUAGCCCAGUGACAACGACAGGACUGAAGGAAACUGACCUUACUGCAAUUGAAGGAAAAGCAGUGUCGGGUAAGAAAGAAAUCAACACUGCACUCGCUUCAGAUAUUCCAUCAAAAAAACGAAAAUCAAAGAGUAAAAAUAAGACACGCCCCAUUAUCGAAAAGCCAGAUGAGGCAAAUACACUUCCUACACAUGCUGAAGAGAAGAUUCUAGAGACCAGUGAUAAAUCCUCAGUGGUUGCAAACGAUGAAGCACUUAAUCCCGAAUUAACUAAUAACUCCGCUUCAUCAUCAGCGGCUGGGAAGGCAACGAAAAAAGCCAGCAAUAAACCUUCUAGAAAUCUUCAAAUAAGAGAAAAGAAACCAUCAUCCAUAAAGAACAGAAAAGCUGUGGAUGAAGAGAAACCGGAGAAGGAAGCACAAAAGCUAGAGAAUAAAGAUGCAAAAGUGUUUACUGAAGAUACCUUCGAUAAAAACGAAGUGAUGGAAGCCUUAGCAGACAGCAAGCAACUUUUUAUUGAUAGACCGUCACCUCGUUUCCAACAAAGAUAUGAAAAAAGUAAUAGAUAUAAUAACUACACCAGUAAUCCAAGAAGAGGGGGGUUCAAUAACAGUAGAAGGCCUCCCAGGAAUUUCGAGUCUCCAUCACGAAAAAAUGAUAAGCUAGCGCCUAAAUCAGAACAAUCCAAGAACGAAGGCAAUGGUUUAGAAGAAUCUGGACAGAAGGCAGAAGGCGACGAAACAACAGAUGUUGAUGCAGUUAAAAGCCAGAAGCCUCAAAAUGAAAAACUCAGGGACGAAAGGAAUUUCCCUGUACGUCCAAAAAGAAAGACAAAAAACCAGCGCGAACUGAAAAUAUCAACGACGUAUAAAUCCAAGACUUUACCCUCUGUCAGAUUAUCAACCUCUUCACCUGUUCCUAGUUCAACAGGAAGAAUGGGGGAUGAAGCCAAUGGUUCCGAGCAAAUGAAGGAAGAGAAGCUUGAUGAGAGAAAAGGAGAUCAACAGCCUCCUAUGGAAACCUCAACAUCAGAACCCUCUUCUCUGAGUAGAGCCCCAACUAAUGUGAAUAAUGAAGUGCAGCAACCAGAAACACAGUCAUCAGAAAAGCCUGAGGCAGCUAGUGACAAACCUAAAUCUGAGCCUGAGGUUCAUGAUAAAAGUAGCAGUGCUCCUGCACUGUCAUAUAAUGAUCAACCUCUGCCUUACCAUCCUGCUGCACCACAUGCACAGCAACAACAACCAUCUGCGCCCUAUUAUUCGCAACAGCAACAACAUGAUUAUUAUUAUUCCCAACAACAACCGGCUCCUCCUCAGCCUCAGCAUCAUUCACUGACUUCAGUAUAUCCUCCGCAUCCAGCUAUCGUAGAUUACAAUAUGAUGAUCCCAAUUGAUCCUACUACAGGUAUGCCAGCAACUACUCCUACUCCAACGGCUAUCUAUAACUAUGAUCCACAUACUACGUAUCAAAUGCAAAUAGCAGCAGCAGCAGCAGCACAGCAGCCUUAUAUUCCGACUGUAUACUACCUUUCACCUGAACAACAGUCUUAUUACAAUAUGCAGCCACAUUAUACUCAACUAUAUGAUCAAGAACAUUACAAUAAUACUACACCUUAUUAUCAACAAUAUCAACAACCAGUAUAUCCAUAUAAUCCUAAUCAUGGCUAUAGAAAUAAUAGAGGAGGAAGAAACAGCAGUAAUGCCAAUAAUGGUGUCAUGACAAAUAGUAGCAGUAACAAUAGUAAUUCAAGCAUAAAUAAUACGAAUACUAGUAACAGAAAUACUAAAGGAAAUACUAAGCAAUGAGUAUACUUUGUUUUAUUUAUAAUACUACACUUCACUUGUACACAACCAUAUUUUCUAUAUGUAGACUUAACUUUUUCAGAGAGAAAAAGAUAUCCCGCAUAAAUAUACUACUGUCUUUUAAAAAAACAUUAUGUUU
Messenger RNA from Mycotypha africana, 3224 nucleotides. RefSeq lists its product as uncharacterized. The coding region runs from base 416 to 3088 and encodes 890 amino acids. Lineage: Eukaryota; Fungi; Mucoromycota; Mucoromycetes; Mucorales; Mycotyphaceae. The record is from RefSeq and is a predicted model, not a curated record. The transcript has a single exon.